This is a messenger RNA of Helicoverpa armigera (cotton bollworm), 1209 nucleotides long. It is a transcript of the gene EMC10, whose product is annotated as ER membrane protein complex subunit 10. The record is from RefSeq and is a predicted model, not a curated record. Gene Ontology annotation, cellular component: EMC complex. Bases 96 to 770 code for a protein of 224 amino acids. The transcript has 5 exons. NCBI's taxonomy places the organism in Eukaryota, Metazoa, Arthropoda, Insecta, Lepidoptera, Noctuidae.
CACCGUACUGAUAAAAUCCGAUGAUAAAAUCUGAUUCUGAAAUUCAUUCCUACAAGGGAACAGACAAACAGAAGCUUUAUUUAUAACAGUGAAAAAUGAUUUCACAAUCGUUUGCAGUUAUAGCGCUCCUGGGAUUAUUCAAAUACGGGGCUUGUAUUGACUAUGACGGAUGGCUGAACAUAAAGAUAGAACACUCAUUAAGCUGUGGAGAUGAAAAUUAUUGCUCGAGAGGCAAUAUAGCUUUGAAGAGUAUUCGAGCAGGUGCCUCAGUCAUUGAUCAAAUUCCUUUUACGAAGCAGCAUAUAGAAGAAUUGAAAAGUAUUGCAGAAACUGAUGGGUUCUACACCAUAAGAACAGUGGUGACAUCUGCUGAAAAUAGUCACGGCACUGAAUUCUUUUCAUCAGUCAAGGCUGGAGCCUUCCUUGCAAAUGGCCUGUCUGAUGUAAUUAAUGCUUGGGUAUUGCCCAAUGGAGCAGUUAUAGCUGUCAGUUUCCAAGUGACCAACUCCUCGCAGCCAUUGCCCAGAGAAGGCAACAAUUAUAGAAUUAACUCUAACUUCUACCUACGCUAUGUUGAACAAGCCCCUGUCCCUGACACAGCAUCAUACAUCCAAAAACUAGAACGUGAAAGGGAAGCAAGAGAGAAGGGUGACAUGAAAGACAACAAAUCAUUCUUAGCCAAAUAUUGGAUGUACAUUGUGCCUAUUGCAAUAUUUGUCAUGAUAUCUGGAGCAAGCAACCCAGAGCCAGCAGCUCAAGGGGCACGAUAAACCAAAGAACACAACUGUACAUUAUGAACUUCAAUAAAUACUAGAACACCUUUACUAUUAAGGUUAAUCUUAUUUAUGCAAGGUUAUCAUAUUCAGCAUUAUUUAAGACUGGUCAUUAUUUAAUGGUCUGAGACACAUCCAUAAUCAUCUGUCUAGCAUUUUCCCUAACUAUGUUGGCUUCAGAUAUUAGUAAAGCAAACUGACCAUUGCUGAUAUAAAUUUUUAUAUGUAAGAUGAUAGGAUAAAUUGGGUAAGGUUACAUUGUAAACAAUUAAAUAGUUUUUUUUUUUUAGUGCUGUGUAGGAUAAUAGUAUUACUUUCAGAUUGUGUUGCAGAAGUUACCACAUUAUUUAUGAACAUUACAUUUCAAAUGUCUUUCACAUGUGUUGGGUUAUGCAAACAGUUGUGUGAAACUAUUUAUUAAAAAUAUAAUACCUAA